AUGCCUUCUUCUAAGUACUCAUUCCCUUCCAUUGCUAGCACUUUUCUGGUACUUGUGUUUCUCACUGGCCUCCCAUCCACCACCCACUCACAAAUUCCUGGCACCUCGCCUACGGACCCCACCAUCACCCAAUGUGGGCCACGGUUGCUGCCAUUGACCUCAUGUGCAGCAUUUGUGCAGGGCACAGCCCCCUCACCAGCACAGCAGUGUUGUGACAACAUCAAACAAGUCUACAGCCAGCAGCCCAGUUGCCUCUGCCUCUUGCUGAACAACACAACCUUGGCUUCUUUACCCAUUAACACCACACUUGCUCUCCAGCUGCCCACUCUCUGUAAUCUCCAAAUUGGCAUCUCUACAUGUUCAGGUAUUGAAGGGGUGCCAUUGUCUCCAAGUUCACCUUCUUCUCAAGUUUCCUUUGGGACAAAGAACAAUUCUACUGUUGCAGCUUCUCCCAUGGUGACAGUGGCACCAAGACCUACCAUUAUGGGAUUUGGAUUUGGGCACAGUGCUGCUGGCAUAAGGUUGAAGAUGGAAGAUUACUUGGUUGUGUUGGUGGCUGCAAUAGCAUUCAUGUUCAGUGAAUGA
Cornus florida is the source of this 585-nucleotide messenger RNA. RefSeq names its product non-specific lipid transfer protein GPI-anchored 10. The record is from RefSeq and is a predicted model, not a curated record. The coding region runs from base 1 to 585 and encodes 194 amino acids. The transcript is spliced from 3 exons. Lineage: Eukaryota; Viridiplantae; Streptophyta; Magnoliopsida; Cornales; Cornaceae.